Messenger RNA from Diabrotica balteata, 2291 nucleotides. NCBI's taxonomy places the organism in Eukaryota, Metazoa, Arthropoda, Insecta, Coleoptera, Chrysomelidae. The record is from the annotation of a GenBank genome assembly.
UUAAACUUGUAAUUAUCAUUAACAGAUAUAACUGAGUAGGUAGUAUAAAAUACCGUGCUGACCUUGAUGAUCGUCAAUUAUCUCAUUCUAUACUAUAAGUGAUAGCGUUUGUUUUUAUUCAUGUAACAAUUUUUCACAAAAACAACAGUUUCGCGACGAUUCAUUCAAUAUAUUUUUCGCGGUGAUUAUUUUAAGUUUGUUCUAUUAAGUACAUGAGAUCACAAGAUGCUUCAAUUAAUUCUCUUAGUACUUGUAAUAGUGCUGUUUUAUUGGUAUGCCAUAAAACCCAUGAACUAUUGGAGAGAUAGAGGAGUUCUUCAGCUAAAGCCGAUGUGGUUGUUUGGAGAUAGUUGGAGAUUAUUUCUUAGGUUAGAUUCGUUUGCAUCGAUGUUCCAGAGAGCCUAUGAUCUGGAUCCUGAUAGCAGAAUUGUGGGUUUAUAUCAAUUUACGACACCUGUAUUAAUGAUAAAAGAUCCAAAACUUUUGAAAAAAAUAAUGUUAAAAGAUGCAGAAUAUUUUAUGAAUAGAAGACAAAUUCUUCCCGAAAAUGGAGACCCACUAUUUACCAAAAACUUAAUAGGACUAAAAGAUCAAAAAUGGAAGGACAUGCGCCACAUUCUUAGCCCAUCCUUCACCAGUAGCAAAAUGAAGACGAUGUUUACACUGAUCGAAGAAUGUUCUAUCAAUUUUGUAAAACACAUAAGUGAAAAAAACCAAAAUGUGGUACAAGUAACAAUGAUGGAUGUCGGUGGACGAUUUACAUGCGACGUUAUUGCUUCGACUGCAUUUGGUUUUCACAGUAACUCUCUUGAAGACCCGAAUAACGAUUUUUAUGUAAUGGGUGAUGACAUUACAAAUUUUACUGAUAUAAAGAAGUCUUUUAAGGUCCUCGGGUUUAUGUUAAUUCCUAAAGUAUUAGAGUUUUUCAACGUUUCCUUCUUUGAUGGAUAUUCCAGACAAUUUUUCUUGGAUCUCAUAGCAAAAACAUUAAGAGAGAGAGAAGAAAGAAAUAUCGUUCGACCCGAUAUGAUUCAUUUAUUAAUGGAAGCGAAGAAAAAUUUAGAAUCUGAAAAGUCCUCUUCUGCUAUACAAGAAAUAAACGUAGAAGACGUUACUGCACACGCUAUCAUUUUUUUCUUUGCUGGUUUUGAUUCAGUAUCUAGUUUGAUAGCAUUCACGUCCUACGAACUAGCUAUUCAUCCAGAUAUACAAGAUAGAUUAAGACAAGAAAUUGAUGCUGGGUUUGAAGAAUGUAACGGUAAAAUGAACUACGAGACGUUGAUGAAAAUGAAAUAUUUAGACAUGGUUAUCUCAGAAAGUCUAAGAAAAUGGCCAAGUUUUCCCUUGUCAGACCGAUGGUGUAACAAAACCUACACGAUAGAACCCGAAGACCCAAGCGAGAAGCCAAUAAUUGUCCAAAAAGACUUAUUGAUACAAAUUCCUAUUAAAGCAAUCCACCACGAUUCCAAAUACUUCCCUGAUCCAGAACGCUUUGACCCCGAACGAUUUAACGACGAAAACAAGGACAAGAUUGACCCAUAUACAUAUCUACCAUUCGGACUAGGACCUAGGAACUGUAUUGGUUCAAGAUUUGCUCUGAUGGAGACCAAGAGCUGGUUUGCACAUGUACUCCAUAAUUUUGAGAUAGUUCCAACUGCAGACACUCAAAUUCCCGUACAAGCAUCUAAGAAACAUUUCACUCUGCAUCCGGAAGGUGGCUUGAAGUUAGGCUUUAAAAGAUGCCAAAAAAUAUGAACUAAUUUUCACUAUUAUAUUUAGUAUUUUUAUCCAACCUUUUGGUACCCAAUUUAGUCUAGGGGCCAGAACUCGUUCGUGACCACAAGUUUUAAAGUGAAUUUUAAUUAAUUUUGACCCGCUGAAUUCGAAUUUUAAAUUGAUUUUUGUGUCGGAAUUGACUAACAAAUAUAAAUCAUUUUUACAAAAUGCCAUUUGUUCCGUUACAGAAAACCUAUAAAAUGAUGUUUGGUAAACCUUGAUCCAGUAAGAAGAACGGGAGAUAUAGCAAAAACAUUGCAAAAUUAUGGCAUUUAGAUGAUAUCUCUUAUAACUCGGAUGCAUUUGGAGCAAAAUAACUUUAUAUCAGCUCAAAUUAAAGGAAAAACUACCAACUUUAAAAUUAAAUCUUAAUUAUAAUAAAAAUAUCAUUUAAAACAAAAUUAUAGCAAUUAUAAACGGAAUGUUUUUAUUUAAAAAAGGCAUGUAAUUUAUUUAUAAGGUUUUAACUACUAAAACUUUAUAUUAUUGCAAAACAAAUAUAUUUUUUAUUGUCA